Paraphaeosphaeria sporulosa is the source of this 999-nucleotide messenger RNA. RefSeq lists its product as uncharacterized. NCBI's taxonomy places the organism in Eukaryota, Fungi, Ascomycota, Dothideomycetes, Pleosporales, Didymosphaeriaceae. The record is from RefSeq and is a predicted model, not a curated record. The coding region runs from base 1 to 999 and encodes 332 amino acids. The transcript has 4 exons.
AUGAUGAACUCGCCUCUCGAUGAGGGCCAGCUCGUGAGCUUCGAGCACAUGAAUCGGGCUCAGAAACGCGCAUUCAUCUUACGAGACCAGCUCAAGUACGACGAAGAGCAACACCUAGAUGUGUUCAUUGAUGGCAUACGUAACCCUGAGCCUCCGCGUUAUAAGCGCACCAGCAGCGGUAUCCAGCCCUCGUUCGAGGAGGUAACGAUCAAGCACAGCACAACGCGCUUCGACCUAGGCAACGUUGAGUUCUCGGACAAGUCGGUCCGUCGAGUCCACCUCGCCUGUGUCGGGGAUAGCUACGAGAUGCACGAGUCUGAUGCCAUAUCUCCGGAUGAAGACGACUUUAACUCGGUGCCGCUGAACUAUUAUAUUGCACAGAAGAUUAUGCCGAGCUUCAAGAAGAAGUACGAGGCGAUUCACGCCAGAGUGCAACGUGUUAAUGAUAUGCGGAGGCACGUGUAUGAGCAGGCGUCGAAUAGACAGCCUAAGACAUCUUCGCGUUUCAAGGAAGGAGAGUCUCUGGCGAAGCUCAUGAGCUCGGAUCCAGUCACCGAGUCCACCCAGCCAGAAUCAGACUCGCGCAAACGCCCGAGUGACUCCAUCAUCCGGCACCCGCUCAACAAGAAGAAGCGCAUCGGCGUCGAGAACGUAUCCAGCGCCAUCAAAACCGACGCCGUGAACCGCCUCCCUGACCAUGCCAAAAUCGACCUCUUCAACGCGUUCGUCAAGUCCGCGUUCCCGGAUUUCGACAACCUGCUGAUGGCGUCGUGGAACGUGGUGUCGAUCUUUGUCAAUGUGGGAAGUGAGGAUUUGAUGUUGCAUAACUCGAUUGGGGAUUUGCAUGAGGUAUUGUUGCGUUUUGAUGAGUUCUUUGGGAAGAAGACGAGGGGUAAUGGGGGCGGUGGUCCUGUUUCCUGUCAGAUGCCUGAGCACUACGCUGCUCAUCAUGGGGUGCCGCAGCGGAUUGAGCUUGUUGGUUGCUAUUCGGUUGACUGA